This is a messenger RNA of Trichobilharzia regenti, 972 nucleotides long. The record is from the annotation of a GenBank genome assembly. NCBI's taxonomy places the organism in Eukaryota, Metazoa, Platyhelminthes, Trematoda, Strigeidida, Schistosomatidae.
AUGGAGUAUGAUAAUGUGUUUUUGAGUGUUGCACAAAGUUGUGAGAAUGGAGUACAGGGAUUGUUGGACUCUUUCUUCGGUUUCCUAUCCAGACGAACUGAUUUCUACUUUGGAGCUACUGAAAAAGAUGCCAAACGCUUAGUUCUUGAAAACUUUGCAAAGCAUCGUGAUGCUGCUUUAGCACGCCAUGAACAAGAGACAAAAGAGCUUCGAGAACGAGAAGAACGUGAACGCAAGCGAAGAGCUGAAAAGAAGAAAGAAAUCAUUGAAGCCAACCAUGUUCCUCCUGUGGAUCCAAGUACAAGUCAGGUGAAUGGAAACAGUGAACAAGUAUCAGAUAAAUCUGAUUCCCAGGAAACAAAGACACUUGAUAAGGAUUGUCCUGUUCCAAAGCCGAUCAAUAUUGGCCCUUCCCCUGAUGAUGAGGAAGAAGAGGAGGACAAGGGGAAAUUGAGACCGAAUGAAGGAAAUGGAGCCGACCUGCCAAAUUAUAGUUGGUACCAAACUUUAGGUGAAGUAGAUAUCAAAGUCCCGACCCGGCUGCCUCAUCAAGUCAAAUGUCGUGAUGUUUGUGUAGAAAUUUCUAGGAGGCAUAUUAAAAUCGGCUUAAAGAAUAAAGAACCAAUUUUAUCCGGAAAGCUGUACAAUGAAGUUAAGGUUGAAGAAUGUUCGUGGAGUCUUGUAGAUGGACUUGUUAUAUCAGUUAAUCUAGAAAAAGUAAACAAGAUGGAAUGGUGGUCUCGUAUCUGUGAAGGUGAACCUGAAUUAAAUACACGAAAGGUUCAACCAGAAAAUUCUAAACUGUCUGACCUAGACGGUGAAACUCGAUCAAUGGUGGAGAAAAUGAUGUACGACCAACGUCAAAAAGAGCUUGGCUUACCAACAUCAGAAGAUCAGAAAAAGCAGGAAAUGUUGAAGAAGUUUAUGGCCGCUCAUCCGGAAAUGGAUUUUUCUAAAUGCAAAUUCUCUUGA